UGAAGAAGAGGCGGCGGCGGGAGAAAGGAGGAGGCGGUAGGGGCGCGAAACUGCGGUAGCGGCCCGCUGGGUGCGUUCCGGCUUUGUGGGGAGGGCGGAGGUCCUCACGCGGUUUCCGGCCGUGCUUGGGGCUCUGGGCUGGGCGCGGCGGUGAAGCCGCGUCCCGGGCCCCCCUGGCUCCGCCAUGUUCCGCAGGGCACGCCUAAGCGUGAAGCCGAAUGUCAGGCCCGGUGUCGGCGCCCGGGGUUCCACGGCUCCCCAGCCCCAGCGUGGACGGGAGUCUCCCAGGCCACCGGAGCCUGCAGCCGAGUUCGCCCCAAAGACUGCGGAGUCUGCACAUGUGCCGGCGGUGGCUUCCGGGGGAUCGGAGCCCCAGGAAAAGGCUCCCGUGAGCAGGGAUGAAAACACUGGUGGUGAACAUAAGGUUGAAGAAUCCACUAAUGUGUCCACUACUGCUUCACAGAGAAGAAAACGAGUAUCAAGUACUUCUAGUCUAGGGAAACCAAGUGUCAGUGUUCCUUCACAGUCUCAUCCCUUAUCUACAGUUAAUCAAGACACUUCACAGCCAAACCCCAUUACAACAAGAGAGAAGCAGCCAUGUUCAGACAGAUACCGAAUAUAUAAAGCCCAGAAACUGAGGGAGAUGUUAAAGGAAGAGCUCAGAAAAGAGAAGAAACAAUGGAAAAACAAAUACGGUAUAAAUGAAAGCCAGAAGAUAGCAGAUCGUUCAAAAAUGACAAUGAGAGACUUCAUAUAUUAUCUUCCAGAUAAAAAUCCCAUGGCUUCUUCACUGGAACAAGAAAAGAAAAAUGAAAAAUCAGUGACUCCAGUUCAAACAAGAGAGCAAGAAAAUAAGGGUACUCUUGAUGCUGAUGAAAAUGAAGAAAUGGAAGAAGAGAUAGAUGAUGGGCCAUUGCUGGUCCCUCGUGUAAAAGUGGCUGAAGAUGGCUCUAUUAUUUUGGAUGAAGAAAGUUUAACUGUUGAAGUUUUAAGGACAAAAGGCCCCUGUGUUGUUGAGGAAAAUGACCCUAUAUUUGAGCGAGGCUCUACAACUACCUAUUCCAGCUUUAGAAAAAACUGUUACUCUAAACCAUGGUCAAAUAAAGAAACAGAUAUGUUUUUUUUAGCCAUCAGCAUGGUAGGAACGGACUUUUCUAUGAUUGGACAACUUUUUCCUCACAGAGCAAGAAUAGAAAUUAAGAAUAAAUUUAAACGUGAAGAGAAAACAAAUGGAUGGAGAAUAGACAAAGCAUUCCAAGAAAAACGUCCUUUUGACUUCGAUUUUUUUGCUCAUUUACUUCAGAAAGUUCUUGCUGAAGAAGAGAAAAGAAAACAAAAAUCUGUUAAAAAUCAGAGUUUGAAGGAAAAGUCCUCCAAACCACGGAAAAACGUAAAAGUGAAAAAAGUUACUAAUGUAGGAGUGAAUGAUGAGCCAGAUGAAUCUGUGAGUACUAAAAUUUCUGAUACAGAAAGAUCUCUGAAGGAUGCUCAGACAGUUGAAGAAGAAUCUCUGAUUUCAUCAGGACAGGAUUCAGAACAAGUUGUAUUAGAACAAGACCAAAAUCAAAAGAAAAGGAAAAGGAAGAAUCAAGAUGAGACUAAUGAACAGCAAGUAGAAAACCUUUUAGGAAAUGUCACAGUUCAUACAAGUCCAUCUGAAAGUGAAGUAAACAAGAGUGGCAGUCAGGUUUUGUGUCCUGAGACAAGUGAAGGAUGCAGUGCGCAGCAGCUUUCCUGUCGGGAAAGCGUGGAUGACAUUGUGGGGUUAGCACCUAAAGAAAAAGUUGAGAAGAGAACUGACCCCAUCCUUUCACCAAGUAAUCAACCAGAUACCAUGCCAAUAGCUUCUAAGUCUUCAGAAUCAAGCACUUCAGAUUUACCCCCAUCAGAAGUUGGAGAUGUAGCAUUUUAUGAAGUGAAUAAUUCUGACAGUAGUUGUACAGAAGGAAAACAUGUUGACUUAGAGAAAAAAUCAGUGGAAAUUGAUCAAGCAGAAAAUAUCAAACCAUUGUUGAGAGUUCGUCACCAGCGACCUAAACCUAAUCUGUCCAGGGCAAUUGGGAAAAAAUUAGGCAAAACAGAUGCUGAGAGCAAGAGUUCACAGUCAGACAAUUCAGUUGAAAAGGAUUCCAUGGAAAAGGAGAAGAGGAAUGUAAUUGACAGUUCAGAAUUAGAGAGUACAAGAAGAGAGGACUCAGAAGCUGACACUGUAUCUACUUUGAGUGAAAAAACUUGUCUGCAGGAAGAUAAUCAGCCAAAGGCUUGCAAACCUGUACGACCAAUGCGGGGGCGAUUACAACGACCAAAGCCAAAUGUAGGGAAAGUUUCAGAAAGAAAAGAAAUGAUCACACCACAGGAAAAAAUUGGGGACAAUAUAGAGAAGAAUGGGAAUGAAUCUUGUGUUGAUAGAGAUAUUACUCCACAAACAACAGAUCAGACCUGUAAAAACUUCCAGUGUGAAGAUACCAUAUCAGAAUCAGAGAAGACUAAUAGUCCUUUUCAAAAUGUACAGCCAGAUGAGUCCAAAGAUCUUAAUCAAUAUCUAAGCAUUCCAGAGGAUAAUGAAACAAAUGUACUCAAACAAGUCUCAAUUCAAAGGACUCUAUUUCAGAAGCCAAAGCCAAAUAUAGGAAGAAGAAAUGGAAAAAGAGAAAUUUCCUCAAAAGGAGAGGUGCCAGAAGAAAUUCUUGUCUCUCAAGAACUAACAGCAACUUCGAGAGAAACUGUAAGACUAGAUACUUCACCUGGGGAGAAGGUACCAAGUACAACUGCUAGUACUAAGGAAUUGGACUCAGAUUUAAAAGCAACUGGAAGAAGUGACAUCUCUCCCAGUGAGAUCAUUCCAGAAAUGACUGAUAUCACUGGGGAAAUGGAGACAGAUUUGAAAGGAAUUGAAAGAGAGAUUUCCCCAAAAGAGACAGUACAGGGAAUGAUUGAUAUCACUGUAGAAACAGAGACUGCUUUGAGAUCAGCUAGAAAAGAGGUUUCUUCAAAGGAGACAAUACCUGAGUUGAUUGAUACCACUGAGGAAAAUGACACAAAUUUGGAAGAAAGUGGAAAGGAAAUAGUUCCACAAGAAAGUGGCCCUGAUGUAGACAAGCCUGUAAUUGAGAUGGAGAUGAGUUUGAAAGAAACUGGAAAAGAGAGAACAUCAGAAAUGAUUGUUACUACUAACAAAAGAGAUUUAGAAGAAACUGAGGGAAGAGAAAGUUCUGCAUUGCUAAAGGCCCAAGAGGAGGCCAAAACUAUAGAUGAAAUGAAAAUAUAUUUGAAAGAAAUCGGAGGAGAAUCAUCCCAAGGAGUAAAGGUAUUAGAGGAGGCUAAUGUUACUGGAAAAAGGGAAAUUGAUUUCAAUGAAACUGGAAAAGAAGACAUUUCCCUGAUGGAGAUAGUAUCAGGAAGGUUGACUGCCAUUGAGGAAACUGAGGCAGAUUUCAAAGACACAGGAAGAGAAAUUUCUGAAGGGAUCAAUAUUACUAAAGAAGUAAUGGCAGACUUGGAAGAAGAUGGAAAUAUAGACAUUUCUCCAAAGGAAAAUGCAGCAGAGGAAUCUGGUACUUCAAAACAAAAUGAGACAAAUGUAUUGCAGAGCAGUAGUAGUGACUGCAGCCCUAUGCCUUCAUGUGAUAUGGAAAACAUUAGAACUGAAGCAGCCUCGGUGAUGUGUACAUCUACAAAAGAGAAAGAAAGUUCUGAAAAGGAAGUGUCAAAUCAUUUGAAGACUUUUUCACAGAGUUCUGGGCUUUGUGAAGCAGAUCAGGUUGUACAACCUACAGAUAAUGCAGAUCAGGUGGUACAACCUACAGAUAAUGCAGAACACUUGUCAGCGAGUAACUUAAGCAAAUCUCUUCCUCAAGAACAGAAGCCAGUUGAAAGUAAACCAGUACCAAUUGUGAGAAGUCGAUUCAAAAGACCAAAACCAAACUUGGUAAGAGCAUCUUUAAAGAAAGAGACUACAGACUCAGAAAAAUAUUUGUCUGCAAAGAAGUCAGAAACACAUGAAAUAAAGACUGUUGUGGUACAGCAAGACGUUGAGCCAACUAAUAUUCUCUCUUUUCAACAUGAUUCUCUAACAACACCAAGAGAAAAAGAUAAGUCAGUUCAGGAGGAGGAGGCUGAAAUAGUGUCAUGUACAGAGACCGGAAAGGAUCCUUCACCUUCAAAUUCUUGUGAAACUAAAGAGGAAUCUCAGUUAACACAAACCCAGGAAAAUGAAUUAGUUAUCUUUAUGGGGACUCAAAAACAAGAUGAUUUCCAACAAAAGACAAAGGAAAAUGUUGUCCAAACUGCUCUACCACUGAGAGGCCGGCUUCAUAGACCAAAACCAAAUAUACGAAAGGCUAGACAGCGACAAAUAAUGGAAAAAGGUGAAGCUGAAGACAAAAUUAAGACAGAAGGAACAAUAGCACAGAAAGAUGAAAUGAAGAAAUCCCAAGCUGUGUCAAAUGCUGAAAUUGACACUGAAAUUGAAGUUGUAUCCUCCAAAGUUUCUGAAUGCAGAAUGGAUGAAAAUGAAAGUCAUGUGGUUCCUGCAGAAAGUCUCCAUGUUGACAAGACUAUUUUGGAGGAAAAAAAUAUUUUGGAGGAAAAGAUAAGAUGUGAAGAAAAUAAGCCAUGUGUUCCUAGUCCAGCACAAUUGAUAAGAAGAUUCUCCCAAAAGCCUAAGCCAAAUUUGAGCAGAGCAAACAGUAAAAAAGGAGCAGGUAUGAAAAAAGGCGCAACAGAUGAGAACAGGGUAUGCAAACCAGAAGAUAAUUUGCUGCAGCAAGGAGAUUCUGACACCCAGCUCCUUGUGAAAGAAAAGACAGAGAUUUUGACCUCUCUGGAAGUUUCAGCAAGAAAAGAUUGUGUAGGUUCUGAAGACUGUAGUUUGGCUCAAAAAUAUGCUCAAUUAGAUGUUGGACCAUCGAGGAGUGUUGAAGAGGAAACUGGAAAAGAUAAUUCUGUGUCUUCCAUUGUUAAGGAACAACAUCUGAGUAAACCUACCAGUCAUCCUCAACCAUUGAAACGAUCAAGUUACUCCAAAAUUAUUUUGGAUCAAAAAACAACGACCUCUUCUGCAUCUGAGUGUGAAAUAGAUCAUAAUGGGAAGAGAACACAUAGGAAGAGCAAACCAAAUGUCACCAAAGGGCGAGGAUCAAAACGAAUUCGAGGUAAGACUGCUAAGAAGGAACCUAGAGCUUCAAAGUCCAUGCUGGUGACUCUUCGAGCUUCCCAGGAAGAGGAUGAAGAUGAUGCUGAAGAUUUUGAACCUUAUUAUGAAGAAGAAACCUAUCAUCUUGCCCCAGAAGAAUUAAACAAAGCACCAGUGUUUGUACCUGUUGGUCUCAGAUCCCCUGAACCUGUUUCUGCUCAGAUUGAGGAAACAAUGGAAGAGCUUGAAAUCACAGAGAAUGUUGCAGAUGUAGGAUGUGUAACUGUUGUUGAGCAUCAGCUUCCCCACAUGGAUGUGACUACCCAGGAAGUGAAGCAGGGAAAAGAUUUGUAUACAUCAUCAUUUGAAAUGACCUCAGGAGAACAAGCUCCAAGGGUAGCAGAUCCCAGCGAUGGAAGCACCGAAGCUGCCAUAACUUUGCUGACAAUGGGAGAUAUAGUCCUGCAGUCAGAAAUCAGUACUGACCAGGGUGAUGUAGGUGUGUGCAUAUUUCAUUCAGAGGAUAGGAGUCAUAUUCGUUUUAGCACAGAAAAUGUAACUCACAAGCCCGUUGAUGAAUAUCAAGAAUUUAAUUCACUUAUCACAAGUGCAUCUACUGCAUCAUUGGAAGACAGGAUUGUGUCAGAGGAACGGACUAUUGGAGAAAAAGUUGAUUUAAUGGAAGAAAUAAAGGAAACUACACCAACCAGAAAUGCAGUUUCUCAAGGGACCAGCAGUUUAAGAAUGAGGAGUAGAUUUGUGAAGCCGAAGUCAAAUUUUGAGAAAAUUUCAGAGACCAGCAUGUUUGAUGCUCAUAAAGAAGUUUCCAAUUUUUGUAUAGCUAAAGGGGAAGAAAAACAAAGUCAAAGAGAAACUGAGCAAAAUGUUUCCAAAGCAACAGAAUUGGAAGAUAAAACCCUUGGGCCAGUUACAACAGCAGAAAGUAAGGAGCAGAACCAAUUGACAAGUAUCCAUUGUGUCAAAGGGACCAGUAUUCCACUGGAAGCAAACCUAGUGAAAAGAAAUGAAGAGGAAGAAGAGAGAGCUGAGGUGGCUCAGGUUCUGUCAGUUACUUCAGUUUCUCCUGAGACAGUUCCUCAUACACUUGGUUCGAGUUGGGGUCUUUGUGAGAGUUCUAUGGAAGAGACCUUGAGAAAGGACUCUACUGGAGAAAGUGUGCUCACAUUUCAUGCACCAGAGUGUACAUCAACUUCUAUUCCAGAAGUCCAACAAAAGAAUGUAAUCAAUCCUGAAGAUCUAGCAGUGAAUCUGUUUUCGAAUAUACAUCAAGAUGGAGAUGAUGAACAAGCAGUCAUUUUAACUCUGGUGGAAAUCCCAACCAGUGAAGCAGGAGAAUUUACUGGUGAUUCUAUGCAGUUAAUGCCAAGCCCUUUACUACCAGCACCGAUAUUGAUCAAAUCAGGGAAUACUGAAGAAAGAAGUGACUUGAGCUUGAAUUUGCCAGUAACUUCCAUUGUUCAAGAUACCAGUUUAUCUAAUUGUGGAAGAGAUGAUUCUGAAACUGCUGAUAAUUUGGAUCCUAUAUCUAGGAAGAGAUUUCAUCGCAGAUAUGAUGAAAGUGAUCUUGUUCCUCCUGCCAAAAAAUCUUCACUCCCUUCAGAAGCUGAUUGGCAAGAAUACAUUUCUGAGGUGUGUUCAAAGGAAUCAAAUGUUUCUGAGGCAACAGGGAUGUCUUACAACAGACAAGGCAUUUUCCCUGCCUCAGAAAGCAUACAUACAACUCCAGAACCUCAAAGUGAGCAACUGGAUCCAACUUUUCAGAAUACAGGAUCUGUUCCUCAUGAUAAUAUAAGAGAUCUCUGUGAAGAAAGGAACAUGGUUCAAUUGCCUCAAGAUGAAAUGAUUGUGUCUGAUAAAGAAGAAAGAUCUAAUGCUGGUUCUAAAUCUGAACAGAUAGAUAAAGGAACAUUGCCUUCAAAAGCCCCACUAACCAGACCUGGUAGAAGACCCCUGGGAUUUUUAUCUUUAAUAUGUCCAAAGAAUAGUGUGGAGUCUGAUGAACCUACUCAGGUCCAUAGUAAGAAGCGCCUAAAACCUAUUAUACCUGUAUCAAGACGAAAUUUGAAAAGAUCGACUGUCCUUACAGAAGGCCAGAAAAAACAGCAAGAAUCUUCUGAUGUGCUUCCAACUGUUAAUACUCAGUCCCAGAAUACUGGCAAUUCAACAACUCAGGUUUGUAGUGAUCAACCCUCACUAAAAGGAGAAUGUAAAAGUGGCCAAAACCGGGCACCUGAAGAUGAGCCACCCACAGUCUCUGAAUAUUUCUUUGGUGAUAUAUUCAUUGAAAUGGAUGAAAUAGUAUAAAAUAAUUGUUUUUGUUUUUUCUUUCUUUUUUAAGCUUGGGAGUUUUAAAGUCAAUAUUAAUGCAGUAUUGAGAAAAACAUAUCAUUGUCUAUUUUAACUUAGGUCAAUUUUGAAUAUUUAAUAAGCUUCAUUGGAAGCUUUUGUAAUCAUUGAAAAAUAUUGCUGAAGUUUAUUUUGAUUGAUUCAGCAUUUUGGAAAUUAGCAAGUAAUGAAGACGGCUGUUUUUGCCGGGCACAGGUGGCUCAUGCCUGUAAUCCUAGCUACUCAGGAGGCUGCGAUUUGAGGA
Molecule: messenger RNA, 7745 nt
Organism: Dipodomys spectabilis (banner-tailed kangaroo rat)
Lineage: Eukaryota; Metazoa; Chordata; Mammalia; Rodentia; Heteromyidae
Gene: Bdp1
Product: B double prime 1, subunit of RNA polymerase III transcription initiation factor IIIB
Biological process (GO): RNA polymerase III preinitiation complex assembly
Cellular component (GO): transcription factor TFIIIB complex
Molecular function (GO): TFIIIC-class transcription factor complex binding
Source: RefSeq, a predicted model, not a curated record